UACUCACAAGAGCCACCGCGUCCGACAGCAAGGCAGGAAGCACCACGCUUCUCAUCGCCUACCUCUCGCUGCCUCCCAGACCUUGUCUUGACAGCUGAGCGUCCAGCUCAUCAAUAUCAAUAUGCGGACCUCCACUUCCGUCGCGGCGCUGGCCUUCGCGCUGCUGCAGGGCGCCAAUGCCUUCAACGCGGCCAAGUCUCGGGACUUCAACCUGCUCGCGGACAUGGGUCUCAACCCGGACGGCUCCUCAAUCGAGACGGCAACCGCGGCCAACAUCGCUAGGAGCCUGCACAUCGGCACUACGGUCAAAGAGUCUACUGUCGACGUCGUGACUAGGCAAGCUGCAGCUGCAUUCCCGGAGAAGAUUGCUGAGGAGUACGUGUCUUUGAAAUUGGAUCACUUCGGUGAGAGCAAGGACACCUUCAACAACAGAUUUUGGGUCGCGGAGUCUGGGUACAAGGCUGGCGGACCCGUGUUCAUCUAUGACGUUGGUGAGGCCGAUGCGAGUGGCAGCUGGCAGUUCAGGUUGCAGAAUGAGACGAGCUUUUUCAAGCAGAUCGUAGAUCAGUUUGGGGGUGUUGGAAUUGUAUGGGAGCACCGCUUCUAUGGCAACUCGACGCCUGCACCGAUCAACCUCGACACACCGCCUGAGACAUUCAAGUACCUCACCACCGAGCAGUCGCUUGCCGAUGUUGUUCAGUUUGCCAAGCAGUUCAAGAGGAAGAACGUCAACGCUACCUUGACUCCUGACAAAACGCCCUGGAUCUUCGUAGGAGGAUCGUAUCCAGCUAUGCGCGCUGCAUUCAUUCGCAACAAGUACCCCGAGACCAUAUACGCCGGAUACGCUUCCUCGGCGCCCGUCGAAGCCAGCGUUGACCAGUCCUUCUACUUUGACCCCGUCUGGCGUGGAAUGAACAAGUACGGCUUCAGCAACUGCACACAAGACAUCAAGGCCGCCAUCAAGUACAUCGAUAACACCCUCGACACUGACCGCUCUGCAGCUGCCAAGCUCAAGGAGCAGUUCCUCGGCAAGGGCGCCGCCUCGAACUCCCACGCCACCUUUGCUGAUGCUCUCAGCACCAUCUUCUACCUUUGGCAAUCAUACGGCGUUGAUGGCGGUGCUGGAUCUCUCCGUAGCUUCUGCGACUGGAUUGAGACCGACCCCACGACCAAUACUACCGCCCCCGCUGAGGGUUGGGCCAAGUCGAAGGGCGCAAAAUUUGUGAUCGACCGUUGGGCAGCAUGGAAGACCUUCGCACCUCUUGUCAACAGCUACCUCGAGACUGAGUGCUCCGGCAGCCAGAACGUUACCGGUUCCUGCGACCUGAACAAGCGUUUCUCGGACCCUGCUUCGAUUAGCUGGACCUGGCAGUACUGCACACAGUGGGGUUUCUUCCAAUCCGCAAACCUGGGCGCCAACCAAGUCGUCUCCAAGUACAACUCGCUCGAGCAUCAGCGCGACAUCUGCCACCGCCAGUUCCCCACCGCCCCCCGCAGCCUGCUGCCCGAGUGGCCCAACACAAAACGCACCAACAAGGUCUUUGGCGGCUGGGACAUCCGGCCCAGCAAUGUGUACUGGUCCGGCGGCGAGUUCGACCCCUGGCGCACGCUCAGCCCGCUCAGCACCGAGUCUUUUGCACCCAAGGUCAACGCUUUCACCAAUGCGCCCAAGUGCGGCGUCGAGACGAGCAAGAGCGAGCUCUUCGGUUACACAAUGGCGAACGCGCAGCAUUGCUAUGAUUUCAGGACGUACUUUGCGCCCGGCAUUGUGAGUAGGAAACACUUCACUGAUGCGCUCGGGCAGUGGCUCAAGUGCUUCAAGCCUAAGGGCGGGUAUGGAGGUGCGUACUCGAAGAGAUGGACUGCCUAGAAGGUGGAGGAUAUUGCGAGGCUGAGGGGGGGUGGGGAUAUUGAUGCGUUUUAUGAGUUUUGAAAGGGGAUAGUUUGGGGUCUAUU
Molecule: messenger RNA, 1956 nt
Organism: Didymella exigua CBS 183.55
Lineage: Eukaryota; Fungi; Ascomycota; Dothideomycetes; Pleosporales; Didymellaceae
Exons: 2
Coding region: 122-1870 (582 amino acids)
Biological process (GO): proteolysis
Molecular function (GO): serine-type exopeptidase activity; dipeptidyl-peptidase activity
Source: RefSeq, a predicted model, not a curated record